Akanthomyces muscarius is the source of this 1074-nucleotide messenger RNA. RefSeq lists its product as uncharacterized. Lineage: Eukaryota; Fungi; Ascomycota; Sordariomycetes; Hypocreales; Cordycipitaceae. The record is from RefSeq and is a predicted model, not a curated record. Bases 1 to 1074 code for a protein of 357 amino acids. The transcript is spliced from 2 exons.
AUGUCGCAACGGCUCGUGCUGCGGCAAUUAACACGCCAGACAUGGCAGUCUGUUAAUAGGGCCUCGCUUGCUUCUGCGGCGGCGCGCCGUAGCUUUGCCUCCAAGCCGCCGCCGUUGCCGACGGUGCCUACGUGUCCGUCGCCGACGUGCGAGUGCGCAGAGAUGCCCGCGAUGCCCGAGGGGCUCGAGAUUGAUUACAAGAGUCCAAUCAAUGGUGUUAUUGCGGGUUAUGCGGAGCAGGUGCUCAUUUGCACGGGCAAGGAAGAUUGGCCUUCCAAAAUUGAAGAGGACAACAGUGGCGACAAUUUGGCUGCUGAUCUGAAAGAGCUAUUCGGCCGAGGCGGCACAUAUGCCGAUCCAUUUCACAACGUUGCGCUCGUCAACAGCUCAUUACCCAGCUCAGUCCCGCCACGCGCAGAGGUGCAAAGCACAUCCGUGUACCUCCUCCCCAGCUUCAAAUACAUCCCAUUCCUCCCGCGCGUCUCUUUUGACCACGUUCAAGCCCUCGCCAAGGGCUACCUGCUGCCAGAGAAACUGCACUCGGCCCACGACGGUCUAUCACCUGUGCAUCGUGACAUUCUCACCCGCAACGACGCUUACCAGAGUCUACUCCACGGCGUCCAGGACGUGACCGAUACUCUGGUACUCAUCUGUGGCCAUGGCGGGCGCGACAUGCGCUGCGGAAUUCUUGGGCCGCUCUUGCGCGACGAGUUUGAGAAGCAGCUCGAGCGGAAAGGCGUCGAGGUGCUGCAGGGGCCGGUCCAAGUCCAGGCCGAUCCGGAAGCAGAGCAAAUAGAAGGUGAAGCGAGCGCACAAAAAGACACAGCGAGGGUGGGCGUGAUUAGCCACAUUGGUGGACACAAGUUUGCCGGCAACAUCAUCAUCUAUAUCCCUCCGGGAAAGAAACUGGCGAAUGGGUCGCCGCAUCCAUUCGCAGGCCACGGUUUGUGGUAUGCAAGAGCUGAGCCAAAGAACGUGGAAGGUCUCAUUGAAGAGACUAUUGUCAAGGGGAAUAUCGUGGCGGACAUGUUUAGAGGCGGCAUUGAUCCACAGAGGCGCAUCAUGAGGCUAUAG